Molecule: messenger RNA, 2712 nt
Organism: Menidia menidia (Atlantic silverside)
Lineage: Eukaryota; Metazoa; Chordata; Actinopteri; Atheriniformes; Atherinopsidae
Source: the annotation of a GenBank genome assembly
CAGCACUUAAAGCCCUGUUGACUUUUUGGUGCUUGGUAACUUAUAGUUUUUAACGGUUUAUUUUGUAUUAAGUUACUCAGUCUUCAGCUUUAAACACACCAUUUGGUAUUCUGGCAUGGUUAUUGUUGAAAAUCUGGUACUGUCACGUCUGUAGAAAUCUGUAGAAAUCCCUUUGACAUCAUAUGUUGAGGGAGGAUGUUCUCAUCGUUUCCAUUUAUCGACCCUCCCCCACCCUAAACCGCAUCCCCUCGCGCGUGCGCAUUCUUGUAGGAUCGCUGCAACUGCUGGUGCACGAGCAGCAAGGGUGUUUGCUUUUAACUUGGGGAACGACGGAGAUGUAACAUUUUGGUUGACCGAGCUACUAAAUCGACAACAUCAGCUAAAAAAAACGGAAAUGCAUGACUGUGGAGGAUGCUGCGAUAACUGUCGAAUUGGGGGAAAAGGAAAAAAUCUUUAUCCGUGACCGUUGAGCCCACCGUGAUUUCGGGAUGAAGUGAUCUCCUUCAUAUUAAGAUUCUGGCACUCAUUUUAUGGGAAGGGGGGGCUUUGUGGUUGUCCAAAAUCCACUGGUGGAAAUGGUCAUUUUUGAGAAAUGGCUGGUUUAUGAUGACAUCAUGCAGUUAGUAUUUGUGGGCGGGCUCUGAGCUACGAGGGGAGAGGGGCGCAACCGGAGAGCAGCAGCGGUCAGGCGCCAUUAGGUAACGAUGUAAAUGGGUGUCUGUAGUAUCAAGAAGCAAACCGAUGGUUAAAAAUCAACUUGACUUUAGGGACAUGCUGUGCAUUUUGUAUUAACUGGUGCGCAUAUUAUAUGCGGCUAUUCACAAAAAGUGGCCUCUGUUCGUUAAUAGAAAUUCGUCGUCGACUGAAAACAAGAUGGCGUCGAGGCUUUUUUCCCCCCUUGUCUCAGGGCGGCGGCGCCGUGCGCGUUCUCGCGACAAUGUUAUUUCCUGUUUCCAUAUCCUGAAUGGCUCUACUUUAACUCAACCACGACCACAAACCUAAAGGUGACCCUUGUACUUCUAAUUUGAAUUUAAUAUGAUAAGAAAGAUGUUUUGACUUUUAAAUAGAUAUUGUCACAGAAAAUGUUACAAUCUCCUAAGAAACAAUAGUUCGCUUUGGAAUUUCCACAUGCUGUUAAUCAUGUUACACAAACACCUGAUGCCCCUGUUUAAAGAUAAUGAACAAUUCUAAGGGGAGUUGCACAUGUACAACACGGAAAAAAAAAAAAAGAUGUUGCACUGAGAACAUUAGCCUGUGAAUGCUUAACUUUAACGCCAUCCAGUGGACCAAGAAGGAAGAGGCUGCCAUAAAAAAGACUGGAGGGUGUGUUAAAUGUAAAUUGAAGCAAUGCAGUGAUUUGGAAAUCACGUGUAAUGAAAUAUUUUAAAUGGAAAAAAAUAAAAUAAUUUUUCAAAUAUUACUGUGUACAUAGAUGCCAAAUUUGACAUGGAAUUAUGACCCGCAUAAAAGGCAACUGCUACAAAUAAUCUGAGCUAAAUAGAUCUAUUUGUAACAGAUUAUCAACAAAAAUUGUCAAAGGUAGUUUAUUUGUUCGGGAUGCUUUAUAUAACAUUACUGAAAGCUAUGGAAAUACUGUAGUCAUUGAAUACAUAGGCUCUUCUAUGUGGAAAAUCCCAGUUUGAGAACACCUCUGAAAAUGUAUUGUUAAUGAGCUAAACCAUGUGGCUGCACAUGUGAAAAAGACCAGGUGUGUCUGCAAAGUGGAACGUCUGCCUAUUAAAGAGCGGUUUAGCAACUCCCUAUUUCAAUCUAGGAUGGGAAAACAUCAGUUCUAAAUAGUCCCACUUGAACAUCUUAUGACAAUAUUUUUAUGUUGUAUAUUUACUGUUACAAAACGUUGUUGAAGAUAUUUUAAAAUAAUAAAAAACAAUAUAAAUGGUUUGGUUUUGUCGUAUUUUUGUACAUGAUGUAGCUUUAAUCUGCUUUAAAAAAGAAAAAGAAAAAUCUGUUGGUUUACAUGGACAGCAACCUUUAUGACCCAGUGUUAAGAUACAAUUGGACAUCUACAAAAUACAAUAUACGUAUUUUGUAACUUUCAAUAUGUGAAACCACAUUUUGUCUGCAAACAAUGCUUCAAGUGAACGUAAGGAGUGCUGUAAUAAAAUGAUACCGUUUCCAUUCAGCCAAUGAGCAAAGAGUAUAUACGAGCAGUGGCUUUCUGUCCAAUCAUAGCCGACGUUGUUUGGAGGUCGUUUAUUGACAAGGAGAGAAGGUGACUCCUUGGGUAUAGCAAAAGAACCUCAUACGAAACAUAAAAAAUAAAACAUAAUAAGUGGGGUUUUUCCCAAAGGAGCUGCCAUGUCUUCUUUUGGAAGGGCGUUGGGAGUCCUUCGGACCGGGUCUCGGCUGUUUAAGAAUGGCCCAGGAAGGAUAACUAGCAGAAAGGCUAGCGGAGGACCGCACAUUGAGCCACAGUACAGACAGUACCCGCAGCUAACAAAGAAGCAGAAGUUCGAGUCUGAGCUCAUCAGCGGUGCUAUGUGGUUUUGGAUCCUUUGGCACUGCUGGCAUGACCCCGACGCGGUGCUGAUGCUUCUGCAUGGACAGACGAAGAGCUCGGUAUCCCAGCAGAUGACGAAGAAUAAGAUCACCCACGAGGGAUUCAAACUGUUUGGCAAGUCUUGCUAUGAAAAACAAACCUCAGCAUCUCCAAAGCUGGAAGAGAUUCUUAAAGUCUUGUGUGAGUGCUGA